Molecule: messenger RNA, 1888 nt
Organism: Lemur catta (Ring-tailed lemur)
Lineage: Eukaryota; Metazoa; Chordata; Mammalia; Primates; Lemuridae
Gene: TEX9
Product: testis expressed 9
Exons: 12
Coding region: 30-1208 (392 amino acids)
Source: RefSeq, a predicted model, not a curated record
CCUCGGUAACGGCGUCGCGCUCGGGAAAGAUGGCUGGGCGAAACCGUGGUCUCAGGAGACGCAGCGUUCCAGGGACUCCGGUCCCGCCGCGCGUUCAGAAGUCUGUUACGCCUGGACCGGACCUCCUCGCCAAGGAGGAAGAAUAUAAGCGUUUAAAUGCAGAAUUGGAAGCAAAAACAGCUGACCUGGUUCGACAAGCUGAUGAAGUAAUAAGAGAUCAGCAAGAAGUACGAUCUAGGUCUAUUUCCACACAAAUUAAAUCAUACGAAGAGGAAGAUGAUUACAACUUAAGAGGUCUAUUAUCAUCUGAAGGCACAGUUGAUCUUCAUUCAGAAACUAAGCCAAAGACCAAAAACAUUGGUCCAAUAAACAAGGUUCAAAACAAACUACACUCCGCAAAUAAAGGAAUGAAACCAAAUUCAAGUGUUAAAUCAAAAUACUCUGAUGUAGAAACUGCUAAUGAUGUUGCCAUUCCAGAGGAGUUCUCAGACUUUUCUCUUGCAAAAACAAUAAGCAAAAUUGAAGGACAACUGGAGGAAGAAGGCUUACCUGAAUAUAUAGAUGAUGAUAUUUUCUCUGGAGUUAGUAACGACAUUGGAACAGAAGCACAGAUCAGAUUUCUGAAAGCCAAACUCCGUGUUAUGCAGGAGGAGUUGGAUAAUGUUGUUUGUGAAUGCAAUAAAAAGGAAGAUGAGAUUCAGGAUUUAAAGUCUCAAAUAAAAAAUUUUGAAGAAGAUUGUUUGAGACAGCAACGAACAAUUAAUAUGCAACAGUCUCAAAUAGAAAAGUAUAAAACUCUUUUUGAAGAAGCAAACAAAAAAUGUGACGGAUUACAGCAACAGUUAUCUUCAGUAGAAAGGGAAUUGGAAAAUAAAAGAAGACUACAAAAACAGGCUGCAAGCAGUCAAAGCGCCACAGAGGUUCGGUUGAAUAGAGCUCUAGAAGAAGCAGACAAGUAUAAAUUGGAGUUAAGUAAAUUAAGGCAAGAUAACAAGGAUAUAGCAAAUGAAGAACAAAAAAAAAUUGAAGUGUUAAAAUCAGAAAACAAGAAGCUAGAAAAACAAAAAGGAGAAUUAAUGAUAGGAUUCAAGAAACAAUUAAAAUUAAUUGAUGUUUUAAAAAAGCAGAAGAUGCAUAUUGAAGCUGCCAAGAUGCUAUCUUUCACUGAAGAGGAAUUUAUGAAGGCACUUGAAUGGGAAAAUUCGUAAAUGAUCUACUUCAGUUAGUCUCUAUGACUGUGUGAUGGAUAUGCAUUUUAUUUGACUUAAGUUGUAAUGUUUGAAUUAUUUUUACUUGUCAUCAGUAAUGAAGAUAUUUGAUAUGUAAUUAUUAGAAAAAGGAGACAUUUUGUAAAAGCAACAAGAAUUUAACGUUUGAUUUAUGACAUACUAGCCCUUUCUUUUGAGUUUUUACAACUAAAAUAUUUUAUGUUCUGGAGAAAUUCUAAGUUCUUAAUGUGACAAUUUAGAUAAUAAAGCACUUUGAAAUUCUUCACAUUACAAUAAACAGAAACUUUACAACUGAAUUCUAAAUAUUUAUUUCCUUGGCCAAUCAAGGAAGUAAAGUUCCUAAACAUAGAGGGCAGUUCACUUUGGGCUAGAAGUCUGUAUUCGUCAAGAUGAAUAUAUUGUCUUGAGGAUGAACAGCAGGAGUGGUAUGGAGAAGUUAGCCUCCUGGGUUUGCCCUAUAACAUAUUUCUGUAUAUGGAGUAUUGUAAUAAGGUGGUGUUACAGAAUUCAGAUUUUCAAAUUAUCAGUACAAAAAUAAGUUUGACUAAAAUGAAAUUCAGUAAUGUUUUAGAGAUUGUUAAACAAAAGUUAUGCUGACAUCUAGUGGUAACAUACAAAAGAUCCAGAUUUUACCCAAUCUUGCUUGGUAUCACUUCUCU